Molecule: messenger RNA, 1125 nt
Organism: Lolium rigidum
Lineage: Eukaryota; Viridiplantae; Streptophyta; Magnoliopsida; Poales; Poaceae
Product: BTB/POZ and MATH domain-containing protein 2-like
Exons: 1
Coding region: 1-1125 (374 amino acids)
Biological process (GO): protein ubiquitination
Molecular function (GO): protein binding
Source: RefSeq, a predicted model, not a curated record
AUGCCUAGCUCUUCGGAGCCUGUCCCUGACGACAACGGCGACACGCCCACGCCGGCGCAUACGGCUUCCACCAUUGUCGCCGAAGGUGUGUCCGGGUCGCACGUCCUCACGGUUCAGGGAUACUCCCACACCAUUGGGCUCGGCUUCUCCGGUCCUAUUCCGUCCAGCUUAUUCAGCCUCGGAGGCCACACCUGGCAACUCGGGUACUACCCUGAUGGCAUCAACACAAACGACGUCGACUGGAUAUCUGUUUCUCUCUCGCUUCAUCACGCCGAGUCUACCUACACCGAAGCCAAGGUAAGGUGCAGGUUUAGCCUGCUGGACCAGGCGGGCGAACCGGUGCCAGAAUACACCACGCUGUACCAGGCACGAAAAUGCCAUCUCCAUGGACACGGCAUCAAGUCUCAUAGAUUCAUCAAAAGGGAGGAACUCGAGAGCUCGCCUUACCUUAAACACGACCGUUUCAGCAUCAGAUGUGAUCUCAGCGUCACCAAGGAGAUCCGCACGCAGCCCGGCACCGCGACGCCAUGCGUCGUCACCACGCUGCCGCCUUCUUCCGGCAUGGCUCAUCAGCUCGGCCGUACCCUGGAGACCGGCGAGGGCGCGGACGUCACUUUCGAGGUCGGUGGGGAGACCUUCGCCGCGCAUCGGCCAUUGCUCGCCGCUCGGUCCUCGGUGUUCACGGCGCAGCUCUUCGGCCCCAUGAAGGACAACGGCGCGACGUGUAUACGGAUUGAUGACAUGGAACCCAAGGUGUUCAAGAUGAUGCUCCACUUCAUCUACACCGACACGUUGCCUAGUAGUACUACAGAUGACUGCGAAGUCGUCGAGAUGGCUCAACAUCUGUUUGUGGCGGCGGAUAGGUAUAACCUCGAGAGGCUAAAGCUGGUUUGCCAGAACACCCUGUGCACCUACAUGGACGCAAGAACGGUGGCAACUACCUUGGCACUUGCUGAACAACAUGGCUGUGACGAGCUUAAGGAGGCAUGCCACAAGUUCCUCGCCUCAUUCCAGAAUUUAAAGGCGGUCAUAGCCACUGAUGGAUUCAAGCAUCUCAAGACAAUUCGCCCCAAUAUUCUACAGGAGCUACUCCAUCUUCAGGUGGCUGAUGCUCCUUUACCUUAA